Molecule: messenger RNA, 857 nt
Organism: Larimichthys crocea (large yellow croaker)
Lineage: Eukaryota; Metazoa; Chordata; Actinopteri; Sciaenidae
Product: cytochrome c oxidase subunit 5B, mitochondrial
Exons: 4
Coding region: 58-438 (126 amino acids)
Biological process (GO): mitochondrial electron transport, cytochrome c to oxygen
Cellular component (GO): respiratory chain complex IV; mitochondrial envelope
Source: RefSeq, a predicted model, not a curated record
GAAGGAGACGUCAGACCAGGUCAAAGGUCACACCCUUGACGUCAGGAAGAAGCAGACAUGGCGGCGAGGUCACUGCUCCGCUCGGCUGUCCGAGCCGCGAACACCUGGCGGGCCGCCCCGGUACCUGCUCUGACCCGCGGCAUGGCUGCCGGAGGAAUUCCCACUGAUGAAGAACAAGCCACGGGCAUGGAGAAGAAGAUCAUGAACGCCAUGAAGGAGGGAAAGGAUCCCUAUAGCAUGAUGAAGCCCAAGAGCUACGCCGGCUCCAAGGCGGACCCCCACCUUGUCCCCUCCAUCACAAACAAGAGGAUUGUGGGAUGCGUCUGUGAAGAAGACAACACCGCCGUGGUUUGGUUCUGGCUUCACGAGGGCGAGGCCCAGCGCUGCCCGUCCUGUGGUUCCCACUACAAGCUGGUGGCCCAUGAGCUCCCUCACUAACUCCUACAUACCUGUGUCAUUGUAGACGUUACCACAGAGCUGUGUCUCAGAAAUAUUCCUCUUUACCUUUAGAACGAUGGAGAAACAUCAGACGGCAGCGUUUCUUUCUUCAGUCUCCAGGAAGUUAAUUUAUCUCUGGACCUUUUGGUUCCGUCCACUUCCUGGUCUUAAGUUAACGUCCCCGUCUGAUUGGUCUUGGACUCGUUCUGUCUCAGUACUUGAUCGACCUGCUGACCUCAUCAGUCUUUUGCUUUACACGUUACCUUUUCCAGAGGGAUCACAUGUGGUUCGGGUUCAGUUUUCUCUUCAACAUUUCCAUUCAGCUGCAGUUUACAUCCACACGUGUACUGUACGACGUUACACUCGGUCCACCUAACUCCUUUUAUUGAACCAAUAAAGUUUGCUGUGGAUGAACUUCA